AUGAGUAGUAAGUCACGUGCGUGGGAUUACUUCAAAAAGACUAAUGAAAAGUUUGCCAAGUGUUCUUUGUGUAAAAGAGAGUUUAAACUAAGUGGAAAUACUACGAACUUGAUCGAUCAUAUGAAGAGAAAACAUAAUGAGGUAUGGAUGUGGUCAUCCACUGUUUCUGUUACUCAAGACGUAGAUACCACUGAGCAAAAUGAGAAAAUGGGCCCAAGCCCUAAAAAGAGAAAUACGCUAAAAAAUUAUUUUGAUAGAAGUAGUAAAUAUCCAGAUGGGAAAACAAAGCAAAAUUUGGAUAACAAAUACGUGCGCAUGAUUGCUGUUGACAUGGAACCUUUGCGAAAAGGAGAACAUGAAGGAUUUCGGGAUUUUGUAAAUGCUCUCGAUAGUAGAUAUGAAAUUCCUGAUACAACAAUAUUGAAAAAGAAAUUACUGCCGGAAUAUUAUGAAAACGUGAAACAGAAGCUCGUCAUAGCAUUAUCGAAAGCAGAACAUGUUAGUGUGACUACUGACUUAUGGACAUCAAUUGCAAAUGAAGGCAUCCUUUCAGUUACUUGUCAUUUCUUUCACAACGAAAAAUUAAUUGCACCAUUAUUGGAAGUUGUGAAGAUGGAAGGAAGUCAUAACGCAGAAAAUAUAGCCAGUAUGUUGGAUGCUACUCUCUCAAAAUGGGAUAUCAGGUCAAAAUGUGAAGCAAUAACGACUGAUAACGCUCAAACAAUGAUUAACGCCGCAGCCAAACUGCAUAUACGACAUAUACCCUGCUUUGCGCACACACUAAACCUGACGAUGAGUACUCUAGCUAGCGAUAAAUUACGGGCUAUUCAACGUGAAUUAAAUAAACCAGAACUGAAAGUGAUCCAGGAAGUACCCACCCGCUGGAACAGUGCAUACCACAUGCUGCAAAGAAUUGUUACAAUGAAGACAGAAUUAACUCUCGCACUUAAUGAAUGUAAUCGGGCUCCACCAGGAGUCAAUGCUGACGAAUACCUAAUUAUUCAAGAAACAAUUCAAAUUCUGGAACCUUUCGAUCUAGCUACAACAAAAAUUUCCGGAGAAAGCUAUAUAACAUUGUCACUGAUAAUACCAUUGAUUCGUGGAAUAAAAACGAAAUUAGUAGAAGUUGAAUCUCAAAUUGUUACUGAAAGCGGAAACAAAAUAUUACUCUGCAUGAAGGGAUCAGUUGACAAAAGACUAAGUCCCUAUGAAAGCAGGACACCUGUUGUACUUGCUACAAUAUUGGACCCCAGAUUUUAG
This is a messenger RNA of Parnassius apollo (apollo), 1260 nucleotides long. Lineage: Eukaryota; Metazoa; Arthropoda; Insecta; Lepidoptera; Papilionidae. The record is from the annotation of a GenBank genome assembly.